This is a messenger RNA of Zea mays, 4875 nucleotides long. RefSeq lists its product as uncharacterized. Gene Ontology annotation, molecular function: chromatin binding; nucleotide binding; DNA replication origin binding. The record is from RefSeq and is marked validated. The coding region runs from base 98 to 4666 and encodes 1522 amino acids. The transcript is spliced from 31 exons. Gene Ontology annotation, cellular component: alpha DNA polymerase:primase complex. Gene Ontology annotation, biological process: leading strand elongation; lagging strand elongation; mitotic DNA replication initiation. NCBI's taxonomy places the organism in Eukaryota, Viridiplantae, Streptophyta, Magnoliopsida, Poales, Poaceae.
CCGCUGGCAUUGGCAAUAUCCGAAGCGAACAGGGCUCCCGCACCCCAACACCUAAUUUGUGCGCGCGCCCGUGUCACAAAGAGAGUGAAGAGAGAGCAUGGAAGGCUCACCCGCCGAUGCCGCCGGCUCCGGCCGCCGCACGCGCACCCGGGGCGCGGAGGCGUCGGGGCGUGCCGCCGUGCUCCAACAACUCCGCGCCGUUCGCAGUGGUCAAAUUCGUGCCUCCGACGCCAUCCAGGUGAAGGUUGACGCCCCGAUUUACGACACCGUCCCGGAGGAGGAGUACAACGUGCUCGUCGCUCGCCGCCGCAAGGAAGCAGGCGAGUUCAUCAUCGACGACGACGGGCUCGGUUACGUCGAGGACGGCCGCGAGGAGGACUGGAGCCACCGCGCUCUCCCUUCCUCCUCCGACGAGGGAUCUGAAGGCGAGGACGGCGCCCCCCGCAAGCGGAAGCAGACGCGCCCUCCCCAGGCGAAGCGCCAGCCGCAGCAGUCCGCCAAGGUGGCCUCUCUCUCCGCCGCUGCCGCAAAGACGGGCCAGCAGAUCUCCUCUAUGUUCACAUCCUCGGUAUUUAAGGGACGCGGCAGCGACCGCGCCAAGAACUUGGCACUGGCCGCCGACAGCAUCGUGGACGACGUCAUCGCCGAGUUUGCACCUGACGAGAACGACCGUGAGGAGAGGCGGCGACGGGUUGCUAGGGUUUGUGCGCCGCAGCCUGUCCCAACAGUUUCCUACAUCAAGCCUCAAAAGGUAAUUCUCGAUGCUGAAAUGGUCAGAUCGGAGAAUGAAAAUGAUAUGGUGGUGGAAUUGAAGAACGAUACUGAGAUGGAAACCAAUUUGGAAGAAAUUCCUGGUUCUAGUGCUGAAUUGGUGGUUAAUAAGAGUUUGGAGGAGCCGAAGCAGGAGGAUAAUGGGGAAGUAAAGAUAGAAAAGGCACACCGCCUCAAUGCAAAGAUUAAGGCGGAGGAGUGCAGAAAUAAUGAUGUGACGAGUGCAACAGAAGGAUGGAUGAAGAUAUGUGGGAAUGGGGAGAAUGCAGUAGGUGAAGAAGGGGUGGCUGUUGAUGGUAACACCAAUGUGGAUGAAAGUUCAGAGUUUGAGCUGAAAGAUGGAGCACUGCCCUUCUACAUACUGGAUGCAUACGAGGAACCAUUUGGUGCUAAUUCAGGCACAGUGUAUUUGUUUGGGAAGGUUGAAGUUGGCAAGCAAUUCCAUAGUUGUUGCGUCAUUGUAAAAAAUAUUCAAAGAUGCAUAUAUGCUAUUCCAAACCGGUCAGUGUUUCCAAUGGACUCCAUAUCAGGGAUAGAAAGAAACCCCACUGCUGACCUUUUGCCAUCACUUCGAGCAACUCUACAUGAGUUGGCAUCAGGAUUAAAGAGUGAAAUAGCUGACAAAUUGUCAGACCUCAAUGUGUCAAAUUUCAUAAUGACUCCAGUCAAGAGGAAUUAUGCAUUUGAGAGGACUGAUCUACCAAAUGGAGAGCAGUAUGUCCUAAAAAUCAAUUAUCCUUACAAGGAUCCUGCUCUACCAGCAGACCUCAGGGGUGAACAUUUUCAUGCAUUGCUUGGGACAAACAAUAGUGCUCUUGAAUUGUUUCUUAUCAAAAGGAAGGUCAAGGGACCUUCAUGGCUGUCGGUUUCCAAGUUUGUGACACGGCCAUCCACUCAGCGGGUCAGCUGGUGUAAAUUUGAAGUUACAGUUGAUUGCCCAAAGGAUAUAUCUGUUUUGACAACAAGUACAAAUCUAGAAGUUCCUACUGUUGUAGUUGGAGCAGUUAAUCUCAAAACUAUCAUAAAUGAGAAACACAAUGUGCAUGAGAUUGUGUCGGCAUCUCUCAUAUGUUGUCAUCGGGUGAAGAUUGAUAGUCCAAUGCGUCCAGAAGAUUGGCAGAAACGGGGAAUGCUCAGCCAUUUUACUGUUGUGCGCAAACUUGAAGGUAGCAUAUUUCCUAUAGGUCUUGCUAAGGAAGCUUCUGAUAGGAACCAGAAGGCUGGUAGCAACGUGCUAGCACUAGAAAGCAGUGAACGUGCAUUAUUAAAUCGCUUGAUGAUUGAGCUGAGCAAACUUGAUUGUGAUGUACUUGUGGGACACAAUAUUUCAGGGUUCGACUUGGAUGUGCUUCUACACCGUGCUCAGACAUGCAAAGUGCCAAGCAGCAUGUGGUCCAAGAUUGGUCGUCUCAGGCGAUCAUUAAUGCCCAGGCUUACCAAAGGAAGCACACUCUAUGGUUCUGGAGCAAGUCCAGGAAUUAUGUCCUGUGUUGCUGGCCGUCUUCUCUGUGACACCUAUUUAUGCUCUCGUGACCUUCUGAAGGAGGUGAGUUAUUCCUUGACACAACUUGCAGAAACACAGUUAAAAAAGGUCAGGAAGGAGGUUUCUCCACACGAUAUACCUAUGAUGUUCCAGUCUUCAGGCGAACUGCUCAAACUGGUUGAAUAUGGUGAGACAGAUGCAUGGCUUUCUUUGGAGCUCAUGUUUCAUUUGAGUGUUCUCCCACUGACACGACAAUUAACCAACAUUAGUGGUAACCUGUGGGGGAAAACACUCCAGGGUGCUAGGGCUCAGAGGGUAGAAUAUCUACUACUGCAUUCAUUCCAUGCAAGAAAAUUUAUUGCACCAGAUAAAUUUGCACGCAACAAAGAGCUGAACUCCACAAAAAGAAAAAUGAAUCCUGAUACUGGGGGUGCAAAUGCUGAUGAUGGUGCUGCUGAUCCUUCCGUUGAUGAUGAAGUGCAUAAUGGUGAUCAAAGUAAAGCUAGAAAAGGACCUUCAUAUGCUGGUGGAUUAGUUUUGGAGCCUAAGAAGGGUCUAUAUGACAAGUAUGUUCUACUUCUCGACUUCAACAGCCUUUACCCUUCAAUAAUUCAGGAAUUCAACAUAUGCUUUACCACUGUCGAGCGUUCUUCUGAUGGCAGUGUACCUAAUUUGCCAGCAUCAAAAGUUACUGGUGUUUUACCUGAGUUGCUGAGGAGUUUGGUGGAGAGGAGAAGGAUGGUUAAAUCAUGGUUGAAGACUGCUUCUGGUCUUAAAAAGCAGCAGUUCGAUAUUCAGCAACAAGCAUUGAAACUUACUGCAAAUAGCAUGUAUGGUUGCUUGGGCUUUUCCAACUCCAGGUUUUAUGCAAAGCCACUUGCUGAGCUGAUUACACUCCAAGGUAGAGAGAUAUUGCAAAACACUGUAGAUCUGGUUCAGAACAAUUUAAAUUUGGAGGUUAUCUAUGGUGAUACAGAUUCUAUCAUGAUACAUACUGGACUUGAUGACAUCUCCAGGGCAAAAGCAAUUGCAGGAAAGGUUAUUCAGGAGGUGAACAAAAAGUACCGUUGUCUGGAGAUUGAUCUUGAUGGCAUAUACAAGAGAAUGUUACUUCUUAAAAAGAAGAAAUAUGCUGCUAUUAAAGUAGCACUGGAUGGCAGCUUACGAGAGAACAUUGAACGCAAGGGGCUCGAUAUGGUCAGACGUGAUUGGAGUUUGCUGUCAAAAGACAUUGGAGAUUUUUGUCUUAAACAAAUUCUGUCUGGAGGGACAUGUGAUGAUGUUGUUGAGUCAAUACAUAGUUCACUUGUCCAGGUGCAAGAGCAAAUGAGAAGUGGUCAAAUAGAACUCGAAAAAUAUGUUAUCACAAAGAGCUUAACAAAAGCACCAGAAGAUUAUCCAGAUGCUAAAAAUCAGCCUCAUGUUCAGGUUGCUUUGAGACUCAAGCAAAAUGGUUACUCUGGUUGCUCAGCUGGUGACACAGUACCUUAUAUAAUUUGCUCUCAGCAGGACUCAGAUAAUGCACAUUCUGUGGGAAUAGCUCAGAGAGCUAGACAUCCCGAGGAGUUAAAAAGAGACCCUGACAAGUGGAUGAUUGACAUUGACUAUUAUUUAUCACAACAGAUUCAUCCUGUCGUUUCUCGUCUGUGUGCUUCCAUUCAGGGCACUAGUCCAGCUCGUCUGGCUGAAUGUCUGGGCCUUGAUUCGGCUAAGUUCCAACCAAGAUUGACUGAGUCGAGCAACCAAGAUACAUCUAUGAUGCUGUUAUCUGUAAUCGAUGACGAAGAUGAGAGAUAUCGUGGUUGUGAACCACUGCGUUUGUCAUGCCCAAGCUGUUCUGGUACCUUCGACUGCCCCCCUGUAUCUAGUCUGAUUACUAGUGCUAGUGCUACAAGUGUAUCAGAUCCAAUUGAAGGAAAGGAUGCUACUGCUAAUUUCUGGCGCCAUAUGCGGUGCCCAAGAUGCCUAGAUAAUACUGUUGAGUCCAAAUUUUCCCCUUCUAUGCUCGCCAACCAGAUGAAAAGACAGGCUGAUAAUUUCAUUAGUCUAUAUUAUAAAGGUUUGCAGAUGUGUGACGAUGAGGGUUGCAAAUACUCGACUCACAGCGUAAACCUUAGAGUUAUGGGGGAUUCUGAGAGAGGAACUGUCUGUCCUAACUACCCACGCUGCAACGGUCGCCUAGUAAGACAGUACAAGGAGUCAGAUCUGUACAGGCAACUAUCAUACUUUUGUUAUGUACUUGAUGCAACCCGGUGUCUUGAAAAGCUGGACCAGAAGGCAAGGCUCCCCUUCGAGAGAGAGUUUGUAGCAGUAGGCCAAACAAUUAAAUUGGCACUGCUAGAGAUCCAGAAAAUCCGAGACAGAUGUGCAUUUGGAUGGGUUCAGCUAAAGGACCUUGCCGUAUCAAUAUGAUGUUUUUCUUGUGUGAAAGGGCUCAAUUAGAUAAGUUUGAAUUAACCGUGCAAGAAAUUCAUCUCUCUGUAGGUUAUUCUAGAUCUCGUUGGUAAAAGGAACAGGACACGGCAAACGGUGUAUCGAAACACCAGCCGUCUUUGGUAUUUCCCUGCGUGACAGACCUUGUAUCAUCUAUACAUGUGUUUUAGCCAGUGGCUGUAUUGUAC